UGCUUGGAAGAGAAGUUGUAUUGUAAAGCGAAGAACAGAGAGAGAGAGAGAGAGAGAGAGAGAGAGAGAGAGAGAGAGAUAGAGAAUGGAGGAAGUAGCAAAGAGCAUAACCCACCAAAUUGGAGGUAUCCAGAACGAUGCUCUUCGCUUCGGGCUACAUGGUGUCAAGAGUGAAAUUGUUGAUUCCCACCCUCUUCAAUCUUCUCAAAAAUCUGCAAGUAGAGUUGAUGAGAUGAUGAAGAAGCAAUGUAUGGUGAAUUUGUAUGGAACUUCUUUUCCAUUGAAGAUGGACCUUCACACACAAAUACUAUCUCGAUUCCAGCGUCCUCCAGGUGCAAUUCCUUCUUCAAUGCUGGGUUUGGAGGCUUUCACAUGAAACCUUGAUGACUUUGGUUUUGAGCCUUUACUAUUGUUGUUGUAAUGAUAUGAACGUGCCUUUAUACUAUUGUUGUUGCUUAUUGUUUUUGCUAACAACCUUGUUGUUUGUGAUUGUUGGCGACAGACUCUCGUGAAUCAGAGACUAUACGACCAUUGGACAUGCAUAAUGGGAUGGAAGUUCGUAUUGGUCUAUCAAAGGGGCCAGUCUGCCCAAGUUUUAUAUAAGGAGAUGGCUAUAGGAACUUGCAUGUCUUUUCGUUAAAACUUGUAUUUUUCUAUGUUAGUCGAUUUGCAGAUUGUUAGUUGUUUUGACUUAGGUAUCUUCCUUUACAUCCAACAUAUCUUGCAUGCUUGGAAUGUCUUUUGUGCUUUAUCGAAUGACAAUUCAAAUUUUCCAUGUUCAAUUUCUAUCGACUUGUUUAAAAAGAAAAAUGCAUGGAAAAAGACUUUCCUGUUA
Medicago truncatula (barrel medic) is the source of this 835-nucleotide messenger RNA. Its product is annotated as cyclin-B1-2. Bases 86 to 376 code for a protein of 96 amino acids. The record is from RefSeq and is a predicted model, not a curated record. NCBI's taxonomy places the organism in Eukaryota, Viridiplantae, Streptophyta, Magnoliopsida, Fabales, Fabaceae. The transcript has 3 exons. Gene Ontology annotation, biological process: proteasome assembly. Gene Ontology annotation, cellular component: nucleus; cytoplasm.